This is a messenger RNA of Ixodes scapularis (black-legged tick), 3151 nucleotides long. Its product is annotated as peptidyl-prolyl cis-trans isomerase G. Gene Ontology annotation, biological process: protein folding; protein peptidyl-prolyl isomerization. Gene Ontology annotation, molecular function: peptidyl-prolyl cis-trans isomerase activity. The transcript has 17 exons. The record is from RefSeq and is a predicted model, not a curated record. The coding region runs from base 142 to 2784 and encodes 880 amino acids. Gene Ontology annotation, cellular component: intracellular membrane-bounded organelle. NCBI's taxonomy places the organism in Eukaryota, Metazoa, Arthropoda, Arachnida, Ixodida, Ixodidae.
UUCUUCUGGCAACUAAGGGCACAGCUCUUUUUCGGGGUGUCAAGCAAAUGUUUAGCGGCUUUACCACUUUACGAGUUAACCCGUGUUUAUUUGGUGUUCUAAGUCCUCUCGCCAAGUGGAGCAAGCGAAAGAACAUGAAAGAUGACGAUUGAAAAAAAAUACAAUCCUCGGUGUUUCUUUGAUGUGGAAAUCGGAGAACAACCUGCCGGGAGGGUUGUCUUCGAACUCUUUGCCAAUGUCUGCCCCAUAACUUGCGAGAACUUUCGAUCCCUCUGCACAGGAGAAUGUGGCAUCGGCAAGACGACGGGAAAGCCGCUUCACUACAAGGGCGUGAAGUUCCACAGAGUCAUCAAGAGCUUCAUGAUCCAGGGGGGCGACUUCUCUGUCGGCAAUGGAAGUGGCGGUGAAUCCAUUUAUGGCGGAACGUUCAAAGACGAGUGCUUUGACAUGAAGCAUGAUCGUCCUUACCUGCUUUCCAUGGCUAAUCGUGGGAAGGACACCAAUGGGUCGCAAUUCUUCAUAACAACUCAGCAGACCCCUCAUCUUGAUGGGGUGCACGUGGUGUUUGGCCAGGUGAUCAAGGGCGAGGAGGUGGUGAGGGAGGUGGAGAACCAGCCGACGGACGACAACAGCUGCCCCUUGCAGCCGGUGGUGAUAGCCAACUGCGGGGAGCUCGUGCUCAAGCGCAAGCAGAAGGACAAGAGACACAAGAAAACGGCCUCAAGCGCGGCAAGCAGCGACGCAGAGUCCUCCUCGCCCGAGAAGGCGGGAGAGAAGCGGCACAAGAAGCGCCACAAGCACCACUCCAAAAAGUCCAAACGGGAGAAGCACAAACGCAAGGAGGACAGCCCUGCGAAAGAGGCUCAGGACGACGACGGGGACGUGUUCAUCAUCAAGCCGGACGAGAUUCCCGAGAUCCCGGCCAACAACUUCCUCAUGAGGAGAGUGCCCGCCGAAGCUGACUCAAACUUCGGGGCGCCCGACAGGAGGAUGGGAGGCUUCUACAACCGGCGCCCCAAGAUCUCACGGUCCGGUCGCAAGAUCAAGGGCAGGGGCUUCAUGAGGUACCGCACCCCGUCCCCGGAAGGGGGCCGCUCUGGCAGCGAGACCCCUCCCCACUGGAAGCAGGCCCAGUCUCGCAUGAAGCCCCUCAAGGAAUACCUGGACCUGGCAGGAGACGGGGAGGAUGAACCGAUGCAGGGGGAGCCGGGAGAUGCACAGCCCUCAGAUGCCACUCGCAAGGAGGCUGGCAAACCCAGGAGUUCCGAAAACACGGAGAGGCGGCGGGACCGCAAGGACCGUGAGCGCGACCGCAGCCGCGACCGGCACCGGGAGAACAGGGACCACGAGAGGGACCGCCACCGGGACCGGGACAACCGGAACCGGGACCGGGAAACUGCGCGGACCUCGUCGCGCAACCACCAGGACGAGAACCACCCGCCAGCAGAACCGCGCCGGCGACGCAAGUUCGAAGAGAACCCGAGGCCACGCAAGGGGGACCGGGAGGCGUCCCCUGAAGGUCCCAGGGACCGUUCCCCGAGGAGGUCCAAGGAGCGGCCGGGGGAGAGGGCGGCACGCCGAAGAGGCAGUGGCGAGGGCGCCCCGCCGGAGGAGAGGGCAGCCGGAGAGGCGAGGAACCGGGCGGCAGCCGGCGCCAGGAGGCACGACCGGGAGGCCCCGAGGGACGGCCAGCGCAGGUCUCCAGCCAAGAAGGUCCAGACCGCACCUCAGGGCGAGCAGGCCUCACACCAGCGCGGCAAGGAGGGUGCCUCGUCAUCCGUAGCCCUGGCCGCCUCGGAGAGCAACGGAAGGGAGGACAAGGCGGAGAGGCGCUCGGCAGCUGCACCAACGGCGGCACCGGCGGCGGCCAAGGCACCCCGGAGGUUCGAGGAGCACCCGCGCUCCGGGGAGGCGGAGGCAGCGGUGCCGGGGGUGUUGAGGACGCGACUGCCCAUGACCCAGCUCCUGGACCCCGCAGAACCCCUGCCCCCCGGCGUGGAGCCGGACGAGAUCACCUCUUGUUUGGAUACGGCGAGCUCGCUGCCAUCGUCGCAGAUGAAAUGGGGAAUGAGCAGCGGUGCCGGCGGCAGUGGCGGCGCCAAGGUCCUCACGUCUCACGUGUCGAGCGCCGAACCCAAACACAGGAGGGCGAGCUCGCCGCCGACAAAGGCGCCGCCGUCUCGCCGGGCCGAAGCACAAAAUUCCACCCCGUCUCAACCUGACUCCGGCAAGAGCCUUGCCCAAAAGCCCACAAACGACGCAACCCCCGCGCCCAGCCGAACUUCCGCCCCGAAGACGGCCGAACGGCGCAAGAGUUCCUCAAAGAGUUCGCCGACAAUCGCCCCGUCCAACGACCGUCCCAAGGGAAAGGCGGCGGAAGGGUCGUCGUCGAAGGCGGCGCGCGAGUCCAAACGGGUAGCUUCCAAGGUCUCCCGCUCCCGGUCCCGCAGCCAGUCGAGGGGCCGCCGCGGCAACCGCAAGCGCUCCUCCAGCCCGCCGGGUCGGAAGCGGAACCGGUCCGCGAGUUCAUCCUCGGGCGGGGGCCGGCGGAAGGCGAGGGGCCGCGGGGACUCCUCGGACGAGGACCGGUCGCGGGGCGCCAAAGGGCACCGGGGCCGACGCAGCCGCAGGCGGUCGUCGAGCUCGAGCAGCGCAUCGUUCAGCUCGAGCAGUGCGAGCAGCUCGAGCGGCGACCGGGGGCGCAGGAAGCGCCGCAAAGGCAACGCCUCCCGGUCGGGCAGGAGGAAGCGCUCGAGUUCCAGCUCAUCGAGCUCCAGCGACUGAGUCUCGGGGGGCCGCGACUGCGCGGUUCCGGUCAUCACGAUUCUUGACACAGCUUUGUGCAGUGCACGCUAGAGGAGUCCUACGCCGACGACAUUGUUCGCCACCAACACCCUCGCCUGCGACAUCCUACUGGACUGAAUGCGUUAGCAAAAUCACUCGGUCUCUGACAUCUCUGUUCGGGUUCCCUUUGUUUUUUAUGCCGGUCUCGAUCAUCAAAGUUCAUAUUGUCUUAUAACUUUUCUUCCAAUACUUUUUCUUUUUGUUGUCUUUUUUUUUUUCACAAUUGUACACAGCUGCACCCUCACAUUCAGCUGUCUUUCUGAGUAUGGGUGUAGUAAGUUAACGGUAUUAAACUGUUUCUACAGAA